Molecule: messenger RNA, 407 nt
Organism: Alternaria alternata
Lineage: Eukaryota; Fungi; Ascomycota; Dothideomycetes; Pleosporales; Pleosporaceae
Product: UcrQ-domain-containing protein
Exons: 3
Coding region: 29-343 (104 amino acids)
Biological process (GO): mitochondrial electron transport, ubiquinol to cytochrome c
Source: RefSeq, a predicted model, not a curated record
CUCCACAACCACCACCCACAUCGUCACAAUGGCUCUCGGACCUUCUGACAUCCACGCAAAGACCAAGACCACAUGGCACAUCGGCUCAUGGGGUAACCCCUACGAGGGUGGUGGCCGACCCGGAAAGGGCGUCGUCACCUACGCACUGAGCCCCAACCGUCAGCGCCCCAUGGCCACCUUCAUCGGCAAGGGCUUCUGGAACGUCGUGCGCCGCUCGAGGAACCAGGUCCUCUACUUCAUCCCACCUCUGGCCAUCGCAUACGGCACUAUGCAGUGGGCUAUCGAGAAGAACGAGUUCCUCAACUCCAAGACUGGCCGCGCCCUGUACGGCGACGAGGAGUAAGCGAGCGGAGAAGAAGAGCGAUGAAGGUGGGUGUAUAGUAAGAGGAGUUGGAGGGAGGAAGCGG